AAAUAAAGGGGUGGCACUAGUUGCCUAAGGGACACUCCGAUGUCAAAGUCAGAAAAACAAUAUGAGAGUAAGCGCAUGUAGAAAAUGAAGUAAAAUCUAGUCCGUCUUUGUUACCUCCCAGAAGCUAUUUAUAGAGGCAUCAAAGGAAAAGAUAAUCAUCCUCCAUGAGUAUAUCUUCAACAAUUUUCCUUAUUAGUUGGAGUGAUCCCUUCCUUUUAUAGUGGUGGUGUUAUCUAGUUAACGCCCUGCACCUGGGCCGUCGUAGGCUAUUGGGCUUACGAGUAUGAUGGGUUUAUAGACGUAUUGGGUCCAUAGGUACCAAAGAUCCCUUCCAGUUACCCUACUAAUUUUCUUCGUGGUACACGUGGGAAAUUAAUUUGUUCUACCCCGCUAUUCUCAGACAAGUGAUAAUUUUAAAAUUCACCCCACUGGCUUCUUCAAAUUUUAAUUGGAUACACCCCGCUAGAGUCAUGACACAUGUUCAUAACCAUUCCCACUUUCAUUCUUUUUCAUUUCUAAUAGUGCUAACCGUCGGUACACGAUUAACCCCUCAGCUUCCCAAUGUCCUUUCAGAACAUCACCAUUGUUCUUUUUGCUUACUGCCUUUCCUUCUUUCUUGGUUUGCUGCCAUUUGAAAAAGUCCUCGGUGAGCUCUUCUUUUAGAUUUUUUCUCUUUACCUUCUUCUUGUUUUUGUGAUUCUCUAUACUUCUUUGUGAAAUGGCUCUCCAUAGUGCCUCCCUAAUUCAUUCUAUAAUGGAGACCCCUCCUAGGGUUUCUUCUCCUCCAGAAGCUAAAUCUUCUGAAGGCCAAACAACCCCUUCCUUCGAAGGAUUUCUUCACACUCAACCAUUUCCACUAAGGAAUUGACUAACUUGCAAACAAAUUGUCGCGUUCUCAAGUUUGUGGAACUAUUGAUUCCCCCUACUGAUGCUGGUGCUGUUGACAAAAAGGAUUUUUUUGGGUGUGUGGCCCUCACUACUAGUGCCCUGACGAGCGAUUUAGGACUUCCAUUUUACCACCCCAUGGUCAAUGUUCUCCACUUUCUUUAGAUUUCUCUUACCCAAAUCUUCCCACAUGGUUGGCGUGUACUAUUUUGUUCCUACGUAGUGUUUCGCAUGGCAUUAGAGCCCUUGGGGGAAAGGCACCCCGAUUUGACAACUCGUGAGUUCUUUUCCUUCUAUUAUGUGAACCAAUUGCCAAGUAAUAUCUGUAGCUUUCGUGUUCGAACAAAUGAUCAAAGGUUGGUAGCCUUUGAACCCCGCCAUUCUCAUGCUAAAUCUGGGAACAAAAAGUUUUUCUUUCUUGGUGGGAAGGGUUGGGAGUUUCCUACUUUUGAGAAAAGCAUCCUUGAUUUCCCUAUUCAAGCCAACUAGGGAAAAAUUUCUGAUGACAAACACAUUUUAAUUGACCUUACUGGUCAUGAACUAGAAUGCAUUGACACAAUUCUGAAUUGGGCCAAGGACCAUGAUAGGAAAACAAAGACAACGAAACCAAAGAUAGUUCCCUAUGGACCGACAAGUUACUGUCGCCGUCCAACAUUGAUAGAUUUUUUGUUAUGCUUGACCAUUCCCAUGUAAAGGACCCAAAGCUAAAUGCGAUGAACACUUCUUCUAAGAAGAGGUCUGCUUCAUCGCCUUCUUCUAAAACCCCUACCAAAUGAUCUCACCAAGUGGAUAGUGAGAGGCCUACCAGAUGCCCAACUGAAGUUGUGAAAGAGGCGACUAUUGACAUGGGUCUUAAUGAAACUGUUGGUUCAAGUGUUGCACCAAAUCACUUGAGGAAAGUAUCUAACACACCCCUAUCGUAGCUCGAUUCUCCAUGCCUAAAAGACCUUGACGAGCUUAUGAGCCAAGCCCUCAUGGAUUUGACCGCAACUUUGGAUGAUGAGCCACCCAUUGGUGACACCUUCGAAUCUCUGUCUCUUCUUGAUCUAUACCUUCUGAUGGUGAAUGCAAUUUUGACAUCUUCAAUGCCUUUUCUAUGGGUGUGGUUGGGAUCACGAUUCAUGAGGUGACACCCGUUGGCACUGAUCAGAUUGCAAGCCCCAAUACCUUAACUUCCACUACUUCCGAGGGCAUGACCCUCCCCUCAGAUAACGAACGGGUCUCUUUUCCUUUCCUUCCUUCUUUGGUGGUGACCUGGAGGCUUCAACCCCGCAACUUUGGGUGAUGAGCCACCCGUUGGUGACGCCUUCAAUUUCCCAUCCCUUCUUGAUUCUACGCCUUCUGACAUCUUUAACGUUUUUUCUAUGGGUUUGGCUGGGAUCACAAUUCCUGACACCCAUUGGCACCGGCCAAAUUGCAAGCCCCAAUACCUUACCUUCAACUACUUUGAAAGGCGUAACCCCUCCAUUAGAUAAUGAACGGUUCUCUAUUCCUUCCAAUUCUGCAUCUUUUGGUGGUGACCUGGAGGCUUUGACCCUUAGGGAGGGUGGUAAGUUGUCAGAUGGCGACCCGGCAUUGGGGAAUGAUAGAAGAGUGGAAGAUGAAAGAGAGAUUGAUAGUUGUGAAGGUGAGCAAGAUCUCUCUGCCAUUCCAGCUCACGCUACUUCCACCCCUAAGAUAGAAAUUUCCCUCAUGGCAGUCACACCUGGGGUAGAAACCAUGGCCCCACUAUUGUACCUGAACUACAUCCCUUGAGAAGGACUAAUACCGAGGGCAACCCUACCAGAGUGGAGGAAGUGAGCUUGUCAUCAAUGGGUACUUCUUCCCCUUAUGAGGCCAUGAUGGAGAUGUUGCACCGCCUAAAGGACUUCCUCAUGCUAGGCGUAGAUAGUCUGGUGGCUUGGGUCAUCAAGGAUCGCCACAACAUGGAAUUUGAGGUUAGGGAGAGGCACAAGUUUGCCAUCUUCACCAGGCAGGAGAUCACUCGUCUAGUGGCUGAAAACACCAAACUUUCUUGCCACGUUGAGAAGCUCUUGACUGAGAGGGCUGAGCUAAACUACUAUCUUGGUCAAGCUAAUGGGCACGUCCAAUCCCUUGAAUGCAAGCUCGAUCUUCUUUGCGAGGAGGCAUCUAAUCUCCAGAGUGAGUUGCUCCACCUCGGGUCCCUAAACGCCAAGCAAAGUUUUGCCUUACAGUUGGCAUUAUCUGAGUGCGAGUCAGCUCGCACCCAAGUGAGUGAUGCUAAGAAGGAGCUUGAAUCCUCUCAUAAACGGUUGGCGGUGUUGAAGCAACAUUGCUCAGAAAGUGCACAGGUGUUGGCGGCCUCAGAAGAGGGUCGCACGCAACUCUCUCUCAAGCUCUCUCAAACCAAGGUGUCACAUGAAGCCCCCCAGUGGGAGCUCAGACUUCAAUUAUCUGUCAGUAAGGGAUCAUAG
Messenger RNA from Carya illinoinensis, 3320 nucleotides. RefSeq lists its product as uncharacterized. The transcript is spliced from 2 exons. The coding region runs from base 2697 to 3320 and encodes 207 amino acids. The record is from RefSeq and is a predicted model, not a curated record. NCBI's taxonomy places the organism in Eukaryota, Viridiplantae, Streptophyta, Magnoliopsida, Fagales, Juglandaceae.